AUGCCCUCGCGUAUCAGCAGCCGCCGGAACUCUCCAGUUCCCGAGUUCGACCCUUACGGGUACAGCCCCUUCGACGCGGCCGGAGAACGCUACAGCGCUAAAAGCGACGUUCUUCCACCGUAUCGCAAGGCCAGCCACAACCCAGAUGGUCACGAUAGGCACGGUCGACGAGAAAGUCCCCGCCAUGCUGCUAGCCGCAGCCGAAGUGCCGCAACAAGAUCGCAUCGACUGGUGAGGGAAGAGGAGGAUCCGUGGGAGACCGACUACGAUCCCCGCGACAAGUACUACCUAUCGGGCGAUGAAGAUGACGACGACGGCGAGAAGAUUCGCUCGUCUGCGCGGAAAGAUCGCAGGCGCAAAACAAGAGACGGAGAGCGAGAUCUAGAUCGCAGACACAAACCCGCUCGGGACCAUCACCACCAUGAAGCCAAGCGCGGAACCGGAAGGCACGAAUCGGGGGCUGCUGCCCCGGCGGCCGGUGGCAGCGGCAGCUCCCGGCCCCACACGACCCGGCGCCCCACCUACCGCCGCCACGGCGCCUCAUCUUACCUCGGAUCAUCAGCCUCUACCUCGCGUCGCCCAAAGCCUCGACCCGCCCACUCUUACAGCGGCUCGUCACGCCGCUAUCCGCCAAGCUCGAGCCGCAGCGUCAAGCGCGGCAGCGGCGGUCUUGCCGGGUUGUCGGCCGAGAACGGGGGCCAAUUUCCCUGGUCCACGGCAGCUCGGUGCGCCAUUCAGGCCGGCGCCAUCGCGGCGCUAAAGGUGCAGAACGAGCCCGGCUCGUGGAUUGGCCCCAAGGGUGGUAGAGUGGCGACCGCCGCGCUGGGCGCGGCCGUGGUCGAUACGUAUCUGGGACACAAGCAUCCCAAGACCAAGGGCGGCGUGCGACACGCUGCCAUUCGCCAGGUCGCAGAGGCAGCUAUUGGCAACAUGAUGGUCAAGCCUGGUGCGAGCAAAGUCGCUACAAAAAGAGGGCGGUAA
Molecule: messenger RNA, 981 nt
Organism: Thyridium curvatum
Lineage: Eukaryota; Fungi; Ascomycota; Sordariomycetes; Thyridiales; Thyridiaceae
Exons: 1
Coding region: 1-981 (326 amino acids)
Source: RefSeq, a predicted model, not a curated record